AUUGCACAGUUUUCGCUAUCACCAGAACAAGAAAGAGCAUUCAGAAUUGUGGCCAAUCAUGCUUCUAGUCCACAGAGUGAACAAUUAAAUAUGUAUUUGGGUGGCAUGGCAGGCAUGGGCAGGCCACAAGUUAUAAAAGCACUGAUGGAAUUCUUUAAAGUACGGAAUGAAUCUCACAGAUUCAUAGUUUUAGCUCCAACAGGCUCUGCUGCUGCAAUAGUGGGGGGUUCAACCUAUCAUUCAGCACUUGGUGUUAGUGAUAAGUAUGCUCACAUGAAUAACAGUUCAUCCAGUAAAGCUCAAAUUCAGGCAAGGCUGCAUGGUAUUGAGUAUAUCUUUAUUGAUGAGUUAUUCAUGAUUUCUUGUCAUGAUUUAUACAAAAUAUUCUCCCAGCUAUGU
Molecule: messenger RNA, 399 nt
Organism: Gloeophyllum trabeum ATCC 11539
Lineage: Eukaryota; Fungi; Basidiomycota; Agaricomycetes; Gloeophyllales; Gloeophyllaceae
Exons: 1
Source: RefSeq, a predicted model, not a curated record